Molecule: messenger RNA, 1386 nt
Organism: Aspergillus glaucus CBS 516.65
Lineage: Eukaryota; Fungi; Ascomycota; Eurotiomycetes; Eurotiales; Aspergillaceae
Product: folic acid synthesis protein
Exons: 3
Coding region: 1-1386 (461 amino acids)
Biological process (GO): tetrahydrofolate biosynthetic process
Cellular component (GO): mitochondrial envelope
Molecular function (GO): dihydropteroate synthase activity; 2-amino-4-hydroxy-6-hydroxymethyldihydropteridine diphosphokinase activity
Source: RefSeq, a predicted model, not a curated record
AUGGAUCCCGUCAAGAAGGGUUCCCACCGGGCGUUCAUUGCCCUGGGAAGCAAUAUGGGUGACCGCGUGGAAAUGAUUGAGAAGGCAUGUCUUGAAAUGGACAGAGCGAAUAUUAAAGUGAAGAGGACAAGCUCGCUUUUCGAGACGGCACCCAUGUACAUUCUCAACCAGGAUCCGUUCAUGAACGGUGUUUGUGAGGUGGAAACGACCAUGGAACCUCUCGAGUUACUAGACGCCAUCCAAUCAAUUGAGAUUGAACUAGGGCGAAAGAAGUUGAUUGACAAGGGCCCGCGGUCUAUUGACCUGGAUAUCCUCCUAUACGACGACCAGGUCUUCUCUCAUGAACGACUCAAUGUCCCGCACAUGCUGAUGCUGGAACGCGACUUUGUACUCCGACCUCUUUGCCAACUCAUCCCCCAUGAAAAACCACCCGGCCAUACCACAACCUACCUCUCCCACUUCAACUCCCUCCCACCCCCAUCCCCAGUCCCCAUAACAACAACUCCCAUCUCCCCAACCUUCCCACCCUUCCACUCCACCCUACCAACUCGCCCAACCCACAUCAUGGCCAUCCUAAACCUAACCCCAGACUCCUUCUCCGACGGCGGCCUCCACUCCCCCACAGACUUCUCAGCCCUCACUACCACAGUCCAGCAAUUCAUCGCCUCCGGCGCAACAAUCAUCGACAUCGGCGGUGAAAGCACACGCCCGGGGUCCGUCCCCGUCGGCGAAGAAGAGGAACUCAGGCGCGUGAUCCCAGCUAUCAAACAUAUCCGCACUUCCAUCCCCGAAGCAACCAACAUCGCCAUCAGCAUCGACACCUACCGCGCGCGCGUCGCAGAGGAAGCAUGCAAAGCGGGAGCGGACAUAAUCAACGAUGUCUCGGCAGGUCUCCUAGACCCAGAAAUGCUCCCCACGAUAGCCCGGACAGGGAAAUCAGUCAUCCUGAUGCACAUGCGCGGAACACCAGACACCAUGACAAAACUAGCCGACUACCCAAACGGCGUCAUCGAAGACGUCGGAACCGAACUCACCGACCGCAUUGCCGCAGCUGAAGAAGCGGGUAUCCGUCGCUGGCGUAUCAUCCUCGACCCGGGACUAGGUUUCGCGAAGAACCAACCCGAGGAUCUUACUAUCCUCAGGGACCUACAACAGCUCCGCACGGGUGUCGAGGGACUGGAGUACCUCCCGUGGUUGAUGGGACCUAGUCGGAAGCGGUUCGUGGGAAGUAUCACGGGCGUGACGAAGGCUAGUGAACGUACCUGGGGCACUGCGGCGACUGUGACGGCGAGUGUUGUGGGAGGUGCAGACAUUGUGCGGGUUCAUGAUGUUAAGGAGAUGUGGCAGGUUGCUAGGGUUGCGGAUGCGAUUUAUCGAGUUGAGUAG